GCUUCCCCUCGCUGCUUGUUUCGGAACGUCGUGAAUUUUCUAAUUUUGUAAGCAAAAUGCUUAAUUUUGCCGUGAGAUCCGGAACCGGGCUUGAAAUCUGGAAUAUUCAAAACAAAGAUGGAACAACCGCAUCUUCUCGACAAUUCAAGCCCUUUUUUAAAGAGGCAAAAUCUGCUCGUGCGAUGACAUGUUCUUCCAAUUUCUUCGCCUAUGGAAAUUCGGUCGACGGCGUCAAAGUUUAUAACUCGAAAAUGGAAUUGAAAUUUGUGGUGCCAAGGACGAAAGCAUACAUCAUCAAAUUUUCUCCCAAGGAAUCAUUUCUUAUCAUUUAUGAAAUUUUUGCGAGUAGCAAGGAAAAUUCCGACAAUCCCAACUUGUUUUUCUACGACACAUCGACAGGUGAAGAGAAAUGCAAUUUUGUUAUGAAGCGACACUCUGAGUGGGAGCCGUAUUUUGCGCAAGACGAGUCGUUCUUUGCCAUCAUGCUUAACAACGAGAUUUGUUUUUAUGAAAAUUUCGUGAAGACUUCUCAAAAAUUGAGCGGCAAAGUUGGAGGAUUUUCUGUUUCGCCUGGAGCAUCUCAUGUUGCUGUUUAUAUUCGAGGUGAAAAAGGAAGUCCAUCAAUGUGUCGACUCUUCAAGUACCCAAACAUAAACACGAAUCCCGUUUCUUCGAAAACCUUCGCUCAAGCUGAUAAAGUUGAAAUGAUAUGGAAUAAUAAAGGAACGGGAUGUUUAAUUAUGACAUCGAUGGAUGUUGAUAGUACAGGCGUUUCGUACUAUGGAAAGCAAGCUUUGCAUUUUCUAGCAACAAGUGGUGACUCGUAUUCAGUUCCUUUAAGUGCUGAAGGGCCAAUUCAUGCAGUUUCAUGGAGUCCAAAAUCAAAUCAAUUUAUUGUGGUUUAUGGCUACAUUCCGGCUAAAACAACGUUGUUUAAUUUUAAAUGUGACUCGGUAUUUGAUUUUGGAACUGGCAUCAGAAACUCGAUUUACUUCAAUGAUUUUGGUAAUUUGGUGCUUUUUGGGGGAUUUGGAAACUUGAAGGGUCAAAUUGAAGUUUGGGAUUUGAUAAAAAAGAAACAAGUUUCAAUGAGCUUAGCAACUGACACGACUCUUGUUCAAUGGGCACCGUCAGGAGACUUGUACUUCACUGCGACGACAGCGCCAAGACUUCGUCAAGGAAAUGGAUUCAAAAUCUGGCAUUAUUCUGGAGCUUUGCUUUUUGAAAUGAUGUGGCCAGAAAAGCAAGAACUUUUAGAGUUGAUGUGGCAGAAAAGUCCUGAAAACACAUUCAAGGAAAUGCCAAUCAAUUAUGACAAAGUCGAAGGAGUUCAAUCAGUUCAGAAGCAAGCUUCAGAUAAAAAAUAUGUGCCACCAAAUGUGCGUGCUUUUGGCGAAGAUUCAACUUCAUCAGGAGCACCAGCAGCUCAAGGACCAAUUCCAGGUUUACCUCCUGGCUACACCAGUUCUAAAAGUCAAUCUGCAUCCAAAGGACGAUACAAUCAACGAAGAAAGCCUCAAUCUUCAAACUCUGCUACUGAAGGUAAAACUGACAAAGACGAUGAUGACAGGAAGAAAUCGUCUGGCAUCAAGAAAAAGCUCAAAGACAUCAAAAUUCUAAAAGAAAAGUUGGAAAAAGGAGAGAAAUUGGAUAAAAAUCAACUGAACAAGAUUACAUUGGAAGCUGACCUGAACAAAGAACUUGCCGCCUUAAAACUCUCUUAAUUCAAUGAUUCAAAGUUCAACUUUUUGGUUUCAAUAAAAAAAGAAUUUUCAAAAUGCUUUCGUUACUAAAUUGAAUUGUUUUUUCUUUUUUUACGAACAUCGCGUUAGUCUAACCCCAAUUCCAUAUAAAAUUUUUUAAUCUAAUCCAAGGAAAUGUGAAAAUGAGAUCAAGCAACUUGACUCGUUUGAAGUCAAGUUCAUUAAUAUACCCAAGUCAAGUGAUCAAUCAAAUUUUUACAUGGGAACGUAAGCUUUGAGGAAGCAACCUGCCCUGAUAUGAAUGGAAACAUGAAAAUGGAU
Clunio marinus is the source of this 2024-nucleotide messenger RNA. The record is from the annotation of a GenBank genome assembly. NCBI's taxonomy places the organism in Eukaryota, Metazoa, Arthropoda, Insecta, Diptera, Chironomidae.